AAGUGAUGUCUGCGUGCGACGGAUGACCUUGUACUAUCCGCACCCAUCAACACUCUUCCGCCUUACUCACUAAUCUUUACUCCUACCUGCUGGCCAGACACCUUACACUAAUAAUUUCUUCGACCCUCUUUAAUCCACAUCCGCGCUCGUACCAAAACUCCAACUCUCAGCUACCGAACAUGAAGACCACAAUCUACACCAUCCUCCCACUUGCCGCCUUCGCCACCGCUUUUCCCAGUGCGCAGAACGCCGGUCGUCCUGUCGCGACGGGAUCUUGCUGCGUCGCAAACACGAGCUUGAAGCAGGACGUAUGCAACAUCAACGGUCAGAGUGGGCGCUGCGUGCCGUCUGCAGCCAACAACUGCGGUGGUCAGUUGACUUGUAUUGAGGACAAUCGAUUGCAGUGCGAUGCGAACACUCUGGAGCGAGGUAGACCACUGUGCAGGUUGGCGAGCGAGUUUGGGGUGAUUAACUAG
Macroventuria anomochaeta is the source of this 476-nucleotide messenger RNA. RefSeq lists its product as uncharacterized. Bases 180 to 476 code for a protein of 98 amino acids. The record is from RefSeq and is a predicted model, not a curated record. NCBI's taxonomy places the organism in Eukaryota, Fungi, Ascomycota, Dothideomycetes, Pleosporales, Didymellaceae. The transcript has 2 exons.